AUGCCACAUCAGCAACAGCAACAGCAAGUAAUGCCAAUAACACCACAAGAACUACCCCGGGCCCUUCCUCCAGUGCCGACGGGUUAUAUUCAGCCUCCACCUCAAGCAAUUUUGGUACAACCACAGCAGCCGCAGCCAUCUCCUUAUCCGCAGUUUGUCCUCUACCAUAACCCGCAACUACAACAAGGUGGAGACACCCUAUCCCUAGUGCCUAUAAUUGCAUGCCUCAAGGACCCGCAACCAC
This is a messenger RNA of Amoebophrya sp. A25, 244 nucleotides long. The record is from the annotation of a GenBank genome assembly. Lineage: Eukaryota; Dinophyceae; Syndiniales; Amoebophryaceae.